Strongylus vulgaris is the source of this 371-nucleotide messenger RNA. Lineage: Eukaryota; Metazoa; Nematoda; Chromadorea; Rhabditida; Strongylidae. The record is from the annotation of a GenBank genome assembly.
AUGUACUGGGAGCUGCUCGAUCUUGAUCUAUGCAUUGGUCACAGGUUAUCAAUCCAAGAUCUUUGCGAUAGAACUCCAUCUCAUUUCUUUCCUUGUUUUGGAGCAAUUCCCAUAACACCUUUUGCGAGUGAGCUGUGGUGUAGGCGGGCUGAUCUGAUCUCGUUCUUGUAUGCAAAACAUGGUGAAGCAUACGAUGAGAAUGUGGGUACAGCAGAAUCCAUGAUUGCCCUACCAAGAGAAAAGAUUGUAUAUUUACUAAUGGCAAUGGUGGCAUUAUAUCUUAUUGCUGGUACGGCAGCUGAACUGGUCUGCAAUUUUAUCGGAUUCGCCUACCCGGCUUAUGCCAGUGUAAAAGUAAGAGUGCAGUAAGA